AUGACGAGGGUUGUAGUUACAGGGAUAGGGAUAAUUUCGCCAUUGGGCGUGGGAUUGAGCCAUAAUUGGAAACGACUCAUUGCAGGAGACUCCGGUAUCAUCUCCACGACCCAGCUACCGAACUACAUCCAAGACGGGUGGGACAAGAUCCCCUCGAAAGUCGUGGGCAAAGUACCUUCUGGUUCGAUUGCAGACGGAAAAUGGGAUGUAACUGACUAUUUCGCCAAGUCAGAGGCUAGGAGACUAGCCGAGUUCAGUCAAUACGCAAUGGCAUGUACGCAGGACGCGUUACGAGAUUCAAAUUUACUCGAAGCAUCAUCAUCAACAACAACAACACUUCAAGAUGAAGUUUGCAUCAAAGACAAGAGACGCAUUGGAGUUGCCGUUGGAAGCGGCAUAGGCUCAUUCGGUGAUAUAUGCAACAACACUCAAGCGUACCUUGAAGCAGGAUAUAAAAAGGUGCAACCGCUAUUUAUUCCUCGUCUCCUCAACAAUAUGGCUGCGGGCAACAUCUCCAUCAAGUGGGGGCUCAAAGGUCCCUUGCAUUCAGUCUCGACUGCAUGCGCCACGGGUCUACAGGCAAUCGGCGACGCCUACAACUUCAUCAAGAUGGACUAUUCCGACGUAAUGAUAUGCGGCGGCACCGAGAGCUCGAUCCAUCCGCUUGCAUUAUCAGGGUUCGCCAGAGCAAGAUCGGUCGUGACUGAUUUCAACGAUGCUCCUCACUUAGCAAGCCGACCAUUCGAUAAGCAGCGCAAUGGGUUUGUGCUAAGUGAAGGGUGUGGCGUUAUGGUGAUUGAAAAAUUGAGUCAUGCUCUCGAGCGUGGAUUGACUUCCGACGACAUCUACGGCGAGAUUUUGGGUUACGGAGUCUCGGGCGAUGCUCAUCACAUCACGGCGCCGAGAGAAGAUGGCGAAGGUGCAUAUAACGCCAUGAACCAAGCGUUGACGCGCGCUCAGAUCGACCCCUUGAUGAUCGACUACGUCAAUGCUCACGCUACCUCGACUGUGAUUGGAGACCGCGCGGAAAACAACGCCAUGAACAAGCUCUUUGCGGAGCAAACGUUGGUUUCCUCGACGAAAUCCUCAGUAGGCCACUUGUUGGGUGCUGCUGGUGCCGUCGAGUCGAUAUUCACUGUGAAUGCCAUCAAGACAGGCCAAGUUCCGCCAACUUUGAACUUGGACGAUGCUGGCGGUCAUGCAGAUGACGAUUCGCUGCAGUUCAAGUUUGAUUACGUUGCUAAUCGAGCGCGCUUGGGGGUAGACUUGAACUAUGCCGUUUGCAACUCGUUUGGGUUUGGUGGCGUUAAUAGUAGUUUGGUGUUUGGUAAGUUUAAGUUGUGA
Molecule: messenger RNA, 1344 nt
Organism: Lodderomyces beijingensis
Lineage: Eukaryota; Fungi; Ascomycota; Pichiomycetes; Serinales; Debaryomycetaceae
Source: the annotation of a GenBank genome assembly